AUGGCACCGAGAUUCGCAGUCAAUCGGCGCUCGGAUACCGUCAAUGGCAGUUGGCGGGCGUUCGCGUCGGAUGAAGAUCUGGUGCUGGAAAGCUGGAGUCAAGGAUGUCUGGUGGGGAGUCUGCUCAUCAUGGGCUGUGUGACGGUCGCGAACAUGAGGAAGGGCGUCCUCCUGCACAAAUUGAUUCUUCUCGAGCAACUUGCGGCGCUGUCUCAUGGAACCUUCUGCUUCUUCACCUUUCCCGGUUACGGCUGGUAUCUGAGCUCGACCGCGGCGCUCCUCUACUGUUCCUGGGUAGUGCAUAACAUUGUGGCAUGGCUGAAGAUUGGCCCGUUAGUCUGCGACUCCAGAUCCAUGUUCAAGCCCCAAAUUGGCAAAUGGAUUCGAAGGAUCUACUUGGGCUCCCUGGUCUGCACGAUCCCCCCGAUCAUACUUCAGAUCUACAACAAUUUCCGCUUCUUCAACAACAUCAAUGACCUCUACGUCACAGUGAGGCCAUACGAACCGUUGAUGCGUGACCCAUGGUGGGUGUUCUCCGUUCUGACCCUGUUCGAGGUCAUUCGAAAGUGUUAUGGAACGGGUGUUUUAGAGUUGAUCAAGCGGUCUCCUCGUUUUGCCAUCCUGCUUUCUGCAAUCACCCUCUCUCUGAUUUUCACUGUGUUGGAUAUCGUUGCAAGCAUUCAUAGCUUUAUUGGAUCUACAGACGGCAUCAACCCUUGGUGGAAACUCUCCCUUAUGUUCAAGUGUUUAACCGACACGAUCAUGCUCGACGACUUCAAGACCGAGCUGAAGCGGUUGGGCAUGAAAAGAAUACGACGAGACGAAAUGCGACGCCAAAGCGUAGCCAUUGCAACGGAUAGUCUUCAAUCCAAAAACGGAGACGGCCACAUGGAGUUUUCCGAUGCCUUGAAUUACAGUCCUACCCAGUCGAGGACGGGCCAGGCUCUCGACGAUGGCCCGACUGGAAGCCAAAUGGGUCGGCUGAGGCAAGACUCGGUGACUGAUACAUCCCACCAUGCAAGAGAUCAAGUGGGGAAAUUGGGCAUGAAGAUCUCCCGCCUUCCUGGUCUCAAGGAUCUUGCUUUGAGGUCUGCGAAAACAAAGGCGGAAGCUAAUUCCCAAGACGAGGAGAGGGCCACCGGUGACGACCGUGAUGGUACAGCUCUGUCCGCGCCUGAACGAUUGUCACAGAUGAGACAGAGCCUGGGGAUCGUCGACUAUCAUCCCAGUUGA
This is a messenger RNA of Capronia coronata CBS 617.96, 1233 nucleotides long. RefSeq lists its product as uncharacterized. NCBI's taxonomy places the organism in Eukaryota, Fungi, Ascomycota, Eurotiomycetes, Chaetothyriales, Herpotrichiellaceae. The coding region runs from base 1 to 1233 and encodes 410 amino acids. The transcript is spliced from 4 exons. The record is from RefSeq and is a predicted model, not a curated record.